UCUGUUUACAGAGCGAUGCUCAGUUCCUGUUGUGUUGAAAGUCGUAAUUUCACAAAUUCUGAAGGGAAAAAUAAACUAAGGCACUCUCUGAACUACAGAAUUGCAUUCAGAUAUCUUGAUGAACACAAAAACCAACAACUUGUCUUCAGAAAUGCUUGCUUCACGUACAAACGGCUUGGAACCAAAAUUGCACAUCAAAAUAGUUGGGUUGAUUAAAGAGCCAGAUUUUCAUUUUGCCAAGAGCAUAACUGAGGGACUAAAACAGAAGUUUCCUCGUGAGUUUGUGGAUCCAGAAAUUUGUCCGUUACUUGAAUUUGAUUGGCAUGCAUAUCUGGACAACCAGAAGAGGGAGUUACGUGGCGAAGUAUGGCAGUUCUCCAGUGGCGUCAUGUGCUUUGUGGAUGGCCAGUUCAUCGGGGACGGCGGCGCCCUCGCUGCCUGGGCCCAGGACCAAUGGGCCUUCACGUGCGACCGGGCGCAGGCUUUUUGCGUGGACGAAUACUACCUGAAACAUCUCCGUGCGACUAAGCACAGGUUUGUUUUCAUGGACAUUGAGAUUGGAGGAGAGCCAGUGGGGAGGUUGUUGUUUGAGCUCUUCUCGGAUGUGUGUCCAAGGACGUCAUGGAACUUUGAGGCUCUGUGCACAGGAGAGCGAGGCCAGUCGACCGGCGGCUACCCGCUCUGCUACCAGGGCUCCCUGUUUCAUCGAAUAGUGCCCAAUGGCUGGGUGCAAGGCGGAGAUAUUAAUCCAGAAAGAAAAGGAAACGGAGGCGAAGCCAUCUAUGGAGAAACCUUUGACGACGAGAGUUUUUCUCUUUCUCACACAAAGCGAGGCACUCUAGGAAUGGCCAACAAGGGCCCCCACAGCAAUGGCUCCCAGUUCUACAUCACCCUGCAACCAACACGGUGGAUGGACUUGACCUACGUUGCGUUUGGUCAAGUGGUUGAAGGUGUGGAUGUCCUCAAGAGAAUAGAAGAGGCCCCGACCACCAAUCAAAGACCCAAGAAGGAAUGUACAGUUGUAAACUGUGGCGUAUUUAAAUUAUAGCUCAUAUAGCCCCUUUAUUGUAUUGCUUGAUUUAUAGGAGCUAUGUUUGUACAGUGACCUUGAGUGGCUUGAAAACCGUCUAUUCAUAAAAUGAAUUAUUAUUUAAAAAAAAAAAAACAUGAAAUGUAACCCCUUACCAUGUUAUAAUGAAAAAAAAGUCUGUUCAGGCUGUACAACUCAUAUUAAACUAUUCUUUUUUUUUUUUGCUCAUGGCGGUUUCCACAUCAAUUUAAUGUAAUUACUUCCAUCCACCGAUUUUUUUUUUUGUGGCGCUUGUUCUCACUUGGGUCGCGGUACGCCGUGGAUUUUUCGCCAACCAAUUGCAGGGCAAUAGGCAAGCACCUAUCGAGAAUUAUGGACAAUUUAUAGUCUUGCGCUGGGGUUACACCGUUCCACAAAAUUACCAAAACUGGGUCUAACCUGCGUCCUCGCAGAGUUACGCCAUGCACAGCGCUGGAUUUGCACCAGGCACGAAAAUAGAGCACUUAAUGUUUUCGGUUUUCAUUUUUAAUGUUUUAAAAAAAAAAUGUAAACUCAAUUAAAACUCAAAGAGGUGAUAAACGUACCUGUAGAGCAGAAAUAUUGCUAAUUCCGCAUUGCUUCUGAAUCUUAACAGCUGCCUGAGGUCCCUUUACUCUGCUUCUGUUUGCUGGUCUUGCCCAGUUGUGAACAAACGACGGAUGAGAGACUGUUUGGGGAUGGCCCCUUCCUGUUCCAACAUGACUGUGCACCAAUGCACAAAGCAAGGUCCAUAAAGACAUGGAUGCGACUUUGGUGUGGAUACAUUUGGCUGGCCUGCACAGGGUCCUGACCUUAACCUGAUAAAACACCUUUUGGAUGAAUUAGACUGGAGACUGAGAGCCUGGCCUUCUUGUCCGACAUCACUGUGUGACCUCACAAAUACACUUCUGGUCAAGAAUUCCCUACACACACUCCUAAACCUUGUGGAAAGCUAUCAUAUCUAACACUAUUGAAUAAGAUAGGGGAUGUCACUUCAGAUUAUAUGUGAGUCAAGGCAGGUAAGGAAAUAUUUUUGGCAAUAUAAUGUAGAUGUUUGUUCAUCCAUCUAUGUCAGUGACUUAUAGUGACUUCCA
This is a messenger RNA of Phyllopteryx taeniolatus (common seadragon), 2142 nucleotides long. RefSeq names its product peptidylprolyl isomerase (cyclophilin)-like 6 (gene ppil6). NCBI's taxonomy places the organism in Eukaryota, Metazoa, Chordata, Actinopteri, Syngnathiformes, Syngnathidae. The transcript has 9 exons. The record is from RefSeq and is a predicted model, not a curated record. Gene Ontology annotation, molecular function: peptidyl-prolyl cis-trans isomerase activity. The coding region runs from base 119 to 1048 and encodes 309 amino acids. Gene Ontology annotation, biological process: protein peptidyl-prolyl isomerization.